CACCCCUCCCUCAACAUCCACCCCCCCAAAUCACCACACAACACCAAACAUGCCCUUCACCCUCCACCCCAUCCACAACACCCCCUCCGACCUCACCGCCUGGGCCAACAUCCUCAUCUCCGCAAACUCAACCCUCCCCGCCCACGACUUCCGCUCCAUCUACAUAUCCGCGCUCUGGCCCAACCCCAACAGCCCCGAGACCCGCGCCACCGCGGAAUCCCAGCUCCAGGCGCUCCUCGCCAGCUUGCCUCCUGGAUCCUGGGUCUCCAAGGCCGUUGAGACGGCGUCGGACACGCCUGUUGGGAUUGCGGUGUGGGUGCGGAGAGCGGAGCGUGUUGGUGCUGAUGUGAGAGAUGGAGAUGGAGGGGAUAUCCGGGAGGUAGGUGGUGGGUCGUAUUCUUAUGCUGCUGCGAUUGAGGACAGCAUCAACAACAACAACACCCCCGCACAACCCCUAAUCGCACAAAUCGACAGCACAACAGCCGCGCACCGCGCAUCACUCAACAGCCGAAUCCCCGGCAAACUCCUCACCCUCCGCUCCCUCGCCGUAACACCCGCGUUCCAGCGCCGCGGCGUCGGAUCGCUGCUAAUCCGCGAGGGAACGCGGUAUGCGGAUAGUGUGGGAGCGAGUAUCACGCUUGAUACGACUGUGGAUGGCGAGGCGGUGUAUGCGAGGCAUGGGUUUGUGGUUGAUGGGAGGGUGGAGGUUGGGAUUGUUGGGGUGCCUGGGUUGUGUUUGGUUGGGAUGAGGAGAGGGCCUGGUGAGGGGGGUGGCGGAGGGGUAGGUUUGGAUUCGACAUGAAGAUAAUGAGUGCUGUGGUGGUUGUUUUGUUGGAGGUGGUGUUUUGACUGUGGGUUAGAUGUUCGCUUCGGGGGGUUCGUUGGAUUGCCGUUUUGGGAUGGGGACCCACAGCGCACAAGCUGAAUUUUGAUGAUGGUUUGCGGAGUGUAGGUGUGUGCCACUGUGGUGCACACGACAGCAUGCGUAGUAAGUGCUUUAUUAAUAUGCUAUAGUUAAAG
Molecule: messenger RNA, 1020 nt
Organism: Pseudovirgaria hyperparasitica
Lineage: Eukaryota; Fungi; Ascomycota; Dothideomycetes; Acrospermales; Acrospermaceae
Product: acyl-CoA N-acyltransferase
Exons: 2
Coding region: 50-802 (250 amino acids)
Molecular function (GO): acyltransferase activity, transferring groups other than amino-acyl groups
Source: RefSeq, a predicted model, not a curated record